Pelodiscus sinensis (Chinese soft-shelled turtle) is the source of this 2264-nucleotide messenger RNA. NCBI's taxonomy places the organism in Eukaryota, Metazoa, Chordata, Testudines, Trionychidae. The record is from RefSeq and is a predicted model, not a curated record.
AUUGAAAAGGCCAAACCUAUUAAAUGUGGAACAUUUGGUGCUACAUCUCUACAGCAGAGAUAUCUAGCUACAGGGGACUUUGGUGGAAACCUUAAUAUAUGGAACUUGGAAGCUCCAGAGAUUCCCGUGUACUCUGUGAAAGGUCAUAAAGAAAUCAUAAAUAGUAUAGAUGGAGUAGGUGGCUUAGGAAUUGGAGAAGGAGCACCAGAAAUUGUGACUGGGAGCCGAGAUGGAACUGUGAAGGUGUGGGACCCAAGACAAAAAGAUACACCUGUUGCUAAUAUGGAACCAAUACAAGGAGAGAGCAAGAGAGACUGCUGGACAGUAGCAUUUGGCAAUGCCUACAAUCAAGAGGAGCGUGUUGUGUGUGCUGGCUAUGAUAAUGGUGACAUUAAAUUAUUUGACUUAAAAAACAUGUCAUUGAGAUGGGAGACCAACAUUAAGAAUGGGGUUUGCAGUGUGGAGUUUGACAGGAAAGAUAUAAAUAUGAAUAAGUUAGUGGCCACGUCACUCGAAGGAAAGUUUCAUGUUUUUGAUAUGAGAACUCAGCAUCCAACCAAAGGUUUUGCUUCGAUUUCAGAGAAGGCUUACAAAUCCACCAUGUGGCAAGUUCGGCACCUGCCACAGAACAGGGAUAUCUUUAUGACUACUGGAGGAGCUGGGAGCCUUCAUCUCUGGAAAUAUGAGUACCCUGCUCAGCGCUCAAAGACGGAUUCUGAAGGAGUUGAGAUGGGGGUGGCAGGUUCAGUCACUCUCUUACAGAAUGUAACUUUGUCAACACAGCCCAUUUCCAGCCUUGAUUGGAGCCCUGACAAAAGGGGUCUGUGUGUCUGCAGUGCCUUUGACCAGACUGUGAGGGUAUUGAUCGUUACCAAGCUCAACAAAGUUUGACCAAAAAAACCUGAUUUUCAGGGUGAAAGCAACAUAAUCUGAGGUGUGUGUAUAGAAGAGAAAGACUUUCUUUAUAACUUGAAUGUCUCCUUUUAACACAGCUGGUUUUUAAAGAAUUAAAUAACAGAUCUUUCUAUUGAAAGUUCAGAUUAAGUUACAGAUGUUUGACUAUGUAGUAUGCUGCUGUUGGAAAAAAUUGCCUACACAUAACUUUUUAACCUAAUGUAAAUUUAAAAUAAAAUAUGCCUUCUGUCUAAUGCGUUUAAAAUAACUUCUGAACUUGCCAGUAUUUUAAACUAUCUUCACAAUGUAAUUGCUUUUUUCUUCAGCAACACAAAUCAGUUUAUUCUUGUUAAAUUGUUUGCUUUGUAUGUUUAUCAUAUAGUUGUCCAUAUUUAGUUAUUAGGGACACUAUCCUAUGAUCCAUUCUAGAAAAUACCGUACAUUUAAAUAUAGGGACAGUCAAUUUCUCUGAGCCUACUUGACCAUAUUUGGCAAAGUAUGUUUGUUAAAAGUGACUCAGAUUACUUCAAUACAUGUAAACCUUAUUUAAAAACUGUGAGGAAUAGUUAGAUUUCAAACACAUUUAAUGAAUGACCCUUUUCAUAGAAUUGGUAUUCUAAUUAAGAUGUUUGGCAAAAUGAGCAAUUUUUGUUAAGAAUCAUUUUAUGUUCUUUUGUUCAUUUUUAAUCAGUCUGUUAUACAAUAUUCUACAAUAAAUAUGUGCAGUGGGUUAUUGUAAUGUGAAGUGUAUUACCCAGGAAACAGAUGUGGGGGAGGAAUACAUUUCAUUAGGUUUGCAAAAAAGGAAACAGUUUGUACCAAAGAAGCUGGUUUUGCUAUAGUCUGAUGAAUUUUUGCCUUGUUUCUUCAUUUUUGUUUCUACCUUGAAAAGCUUUAAAUUAACCAUAGUAUUGAUGAAAUUGGUUUUUAAAAAAGAAAGGGCGAUCAUCAAAUAGAAAUCUAGUCAGAAUCCAAAAAAAUUAAGUAGUUUCAUUUACUGUAGUCUGCCAAUUUUUCCUUAUUUUUAAAACAUUUUCUCACUCUUGUAGUUGCGUGAAAAAUCUGCACAAAACACUGGAUGAAACUGACUAUACAAGGGAGACAGUGAAACAUGCAUUUAGAUACACAAUGCAGGCAAACUCAAAGUGAAAAAGAUGGGGAUAAGACAAAUAUUAGGUGUAUAUGUAUAAUUUUUUAGAUGUUAUUAAUUACAUUAAGAACAACACUUUCACGGAAGUGGGAAGUAUAGUUGGUGUCAAUUUUAAUCUAAACUUUAAAAAAAGAUAUUUUGUCAGUGAACUGCUCCAUAUCUUCCCAUUACAGGUUGAACCUCCCUAGGCCAGCACUGUGUUCUGGCAACAUCUGUGGUC